GACACACACUGACAACUGGGAAGCACACACACACAACAAACAGGUGUCUUCCUCCUCUUUCAGACGCACAGUCACACUUUCGGGGGGCCUCCUGUCCGCACACUGAACGCUCCUCUUUCCUUUAUCUAACUUUUAAAACUCCCCGGAAAUCAUUUUGAAGCACAGCUUUCACACAAUGCACGCGGCACAGAAAGACACCACCUUCACCAAGAUCUUUGUGGGAGGUCUUCCUUAUCACACAACCGACUCAAGUCUGAGAAAAUACUUCGAGGUGUUUGGAGAAAUCGAAGAGGCCGUCGUUAUCACUGACCGGCAGACGGGCAAAUCCAGAGGUUAUGGAUUCGUGACCAUGGCAGACCGGGCCUCUGCCGACCGAGCCUGCAAGGACCCCAACCCCAUAAUAGAUGGAAGGAAAGCCAAUGUGAACCUGGCGUAUCUUGGGGCCAAACCCAGGGUCAUUCAGCCAGGCUUUGCAUUUGGUGUGCCUCAGAUCCAUCCAGCAUUCAUCCAGAGACCUUACGGGAUCCCAGCUCAUUAUGUCUUCCCUCAAGCCUUUGUCCAACCCAGCGUGGUGAUCCCUCAUGUACAACCGUCUUCGGCUACAGCAACAGCUGCUGCUGCCACUUCCCCAUACCUUGACUAUACCGGAGCAGCUUAUGCCCAGUACUCUGCAGCUGCUGCGACUGCUGCUGCUGCAGCUGCUGCCUAUGAGCAGUAUCCGUACGCAGCUUCACCAGCACCGACGAGCUACAUGACUACAGCGGGGUAUGGGUACGCUGUCCAGCAGCCGCUUGCCACCGCUGCCACCCCAGGAGCAGCAGCAGCUGCUGCGGCCUUCAGUCAGUACCAGCCUCAGCAGCUCCAGACAGAUCGCAUGCAGUAAAACCUUUAAGACUACCUUACAGAAAGAAAAGAAGGGGAGGUGAGCUCUUUCCAUGAAGAAGGUGAAGGGAGGAGAUGCAGACAGAUUGAGGCUGAUUUAAAAAGAAAAGAAAAAAAAGGUUGUCACUUCCAGGUUUUAACUAAGCAGAACCUCUACCAAAGAGCGAGAAGACAAUGUUGAGACAAGUGAGGAAUGUAUAUUUUAUUCAAGUGAGAUCAGUAUUGGAUAUAAAUGAAUAUUUAAUAUUUAUUCAGCAGUAAAAAAAAUUGUCAGGUUAACUGGAGUUGACUCACUGGACAUCAAGACAGCUGUCAGCUGAGUUUUGUAUAUAUGUUGCAGGGGUAAGUCCAAAGUGCAUUCAUGUCUUAUGAUCAGAUUUCUUCCACGCUAAUUUAAAAAUCAGCGAUAACACCUGGCGACAGUAUGUUACACCAUCAUGCAGUUCUCAGUAUUGAAAUAGUUUCGGACCAUUUUUUUUCUUUUUGUUUCACAAAGCUAUCCAGGCACUGAUGGAAACGUCAGUGUUUAUUAAGACUUUUUAUAUAUAUAUAUAUAUAUACACAUAUAUAUUGUUUGGAGUGAAGUAGAUUAGAGACCCUUGGGAAAAGAAAUCCCUUUUAAAAAGUAUUUUUUCUGCGGUACAUAAGACAAAAUGCUCUGGUGACAGCUGAAGCUGGUAAAAGCACUCGCGCUUCUUCCCUUUUAAUCACUCAAGCAUGUUCAGCUAAAGGGAAGAGACGCUGUUGAAUGUGAAUCUUUCAUUUUCAUAAAAUGUUUCAUCGUGUGUUUAAAUUAUGCUAUUUAUGUAUUUAUUAUGGAGCCUUACAGCAAUAAACCCUUGGUUUUCAUAUGUUAGUAUAAAAGUCUACUGUGGAACAUGUCCAUGUGUGCUGCUGCAUUUCUCAUGAUCAAGAGCAUAUGAUGGAUGUGAACGCUCGGCUUUGCAAAGCUGUCGUCUGUAUAAAGAACAAAUGAUGAGUGGAAAGGUAGCAGUAACUUUAAAGUGUUUCUUUUUUUCUAUACUGUUCUGAUGUUUUUAUGUUGUCUAAUAGAUUAAUAGCUCUUUAAUGUCACUUUUGAUACUUGACUAAUUUGAUAACUGACAGGCUGUUUUUAAAAUUGAUCACAUUUUAUGUCUUUUGACAGUAAAGGUUUUCUGAUGCAAGAGCAACAGCUAUUGACCUUGUAAUGCAUGACUCAACUAUACAGAUAUUUUAUUUGGGAAAUAAAUCAAAAUUUACCUUCAA
Molecule: messenger RNA, 2130 nt
Organism: Neolamprologus brichardi
Lineage: Eukaryota; Metazoa; Chordata; Actinopteri; Cichliformes; Cichlidae
Gene: rbm24b
Product: RNA binding motif protein 24b
Biological process (GO): mRNA stabilization; regulation of alternative mRNA splicing, via spliceosome; positive regulation of myotube differentiation
Cellular component (GO): nucleus; cytosol
Molecular function (GO): mRNA 3'-UTR binding
Source: RefSeq, a predicted model, not a curated record